UCAUCCUCACCAUGCUAUACUAAAGGCUCAGCAACCUACUGCGGGACGAGGCCGCUGAUAGGCAACCUCCACCAUUGGCAGUGGGUGGGAUCAUGCGAGGUCGCCUGGACCAGGAGGGAGACGGCGGUGGUGGAUCCACGACUUCCCUCGUUCCGAUCGACCACGAGAAUGAGUCAAACUUGGAAGGUCCAGGUGCCAUACCGCCGUCAAGUACAAGCCAAAUGAUCCAUCAACCUGUGGCGCCUGGCCUGCCCCAAUCAUCGAAUCUGAGCGCGAUCCCCCAGAACCCGCCGGCUGCUCAUGACCGACCCGAGGAGACCAAAAGCCGUAUUGAUACCACCAAUCUCCUCUCACCAGUUCUUCAGCUCAAUGGACAAGAAGUGGGACCACGGAGUCCCAGUCGCCCUCGAACGCCAUCCGCGGUAGAGGUUGAGGAUCCUGAGGGCAACAAGGUAUUCAUCUUCCAGGACAAUGAUUUAACAAAUGCAAGGGCUAGUGCUACCGCACGGGAUACUCCGAAGAGCCUCUACUCUCAACCUAAGAGUGGAAGUGAACAUAGCUUCGCGAGUAUUCAAACAGUCAACGACCUUGGAUUCUCGAGACAGGAAACUGCAAAGACCACCGCUAUUUGGAGCCCAGAGUCAUUGCAUCCCAACCGGGUCCAUGCCACCAGUGGCAUCGCCAGCCCGGACCAACCGGGCGAUGAGUCCGGGGGAAUACCAGUCGCUGCUCAAACGAAGCUCUCUGCUCUCCCGAGGCUCAAUAAGUUGUUGAGGUGGUUCUGCUGUCCCAAGCCGAAGGACCCUGCUCAAACGAGGCUCAAUAAGCUUUUGAGGGGUUUCUAUUGCAAACCAGGGGACUCUGCUCGCUUGAAGUUCAUUCCCAUUAGCGACAUCGAGAGGUGUCUGUCUGAAGAGAAUGUGCAGGAUGUCUUGAGGCAAGAGAUACCUAGGGCAAAUCUCGACGAACUAACGAAGAGAAUAUGCGGAGUACCAUCCCGCCGCCGACUAUUCGCUAUUUUGGUACUAGGCAAUAAGACGAGCUGCAUCAAGUGUUUGAUUGACUCGGAUAUCGACGACUCUGACCUUCCGUUCGUCAUCGUGUCGCAGGCCUCAAGCUCGGAGUCGGUUUACACCAGGACUGGGAAACGGAUCAAGUGCUUUGACGACUGGGAUGACUCCGAGAUAGAAUGGCUGCUGGGCCAACAACAUGCCGUGGCAUGUCCGUUUUUCGACCUCGGCUCAGGGGACCUUUUCUUCUAUGAUCUGCCUAACGACGCUGUUCUGCCGUUUGUCGAGGCUGAACUGGCCGGUGAAGGCGGCGAGGCGAAGGUCCAGAAAGUUCUAAUCCAUCCGGCGCAUCAUAAUUUCCCCGGCCAGGCAGGGGUCGAGAAACAAUACUUCGCCGUUAGAACACUUAAAACCGAGAACAAGAGAGAAUACGAAGCAGAGGUUGAGAUACUUCGGAGAUUUAGCGGGCAAAACAAAAGUCACCCGCAUCUCGUCCGACUUCUACUCACUUAUCAGCACGGAAAGAGUUUCCAUAUGGUUUUUCCCUGGGCUAAUGGGAACCUGUGCGACUUUUGGAAGACAAACAAUCCACCAGAGAGAGGUCAUGCUCUGGCAUGCUGGAUGCUCUCCCAAUGCCACGGUAUCGCCGAUGGUAUACGAGAGAUUCACGGCGAGAUCCCGGACAGCGGCCUAGGUCCGGACGACAACCUGAAAAACACGGGCCGCCAUGGCGACAUCAAACCCGAGAAUAUUCUUUGGUUCAAAGGCCACAACGGAAGCGAGGACCACCUUCGUAUAACGGACUUUGGGUUCAGCGUAUUCCACCGUUACGUGUCGCGCUCUAGAGACCAAGUACCUCGGGGUGGGUCUCCCAGUUACCGGGCCCCAGAGUGCGAUCUUCCCAGGGCGACGAUUUCGGUGAAGUUCGAUAUCUGGACGUUAGGAUGUCUGUUCCUCGACUUCAUCACUUGGUAUCUCCUUGGCUUGGAAGCUGACGAGAUAUUUACCGAUGCUCGCGUUAAGGAGGACAAAACGGUUCCAGUUCACAGCUAUAUGUAUCCAUGGUUAGCCGAGGACAAGUUCUUUAUACUUUCAGUUUCCGGAGACAAUAGCUCCGUUGUUGCGACAUUGAAAACGUCGGUUCUCGAAUGGAUGGACAAGUUACGGGCGCUCGAUCACUGUCCCAGAUUUGCGCAUGAUUUUAUCAGAAUCAUACACCAAGGCCUCCUCCAUCCCGAUAAAGCGGCAAGAUGGGACGGCCGCAAGACUGUUGACGAGCUGGCCAAGAUUCUCGAUAAGUGCCGUAACAGUGAGGAGUACUGUGUUGAACCGUAUAAGAGCAGGGAUGGUCCACUCGAGGCAUUCACUUUCAUUGUAUGCGGCUCUACCUCCCAGCGUGAGGCCAAGACGACUAACUUGACAACCCACUUUUAGGAUUACUUUUCUGAGUCCUCCAGGUCUAGCAUGCACGCCAGCCCGCACCGCGAGCAAGCUGGAAGCGCAAGCCCUAGCCCCAGAAGCCUGAGUCCAGCGAGCGGACAGCCCUCGGGCAUUUCCACACCCCCACGGGAGCCCCAAGAGUUGGAAUCGCUCCCUGCCGGACCGCUCGACGGUCGUCCGCAGUCUACAACGGAAGAAGGGCAUUGUGGCAAACGCAGCACAGCGCAGGCCGCAGCCCCUGAAAUGCCGGCUACCACCACCGGAAUGCCAGGCCCGGACCCCACGCCGCGGGUUCCGGAACAGGGGAUAGCCGCUACAGGCACCGACAGCACUAUCAUCACGGCAGGCUCGACCUCGCAGCGGCCUCUCCUCGACGCUCCCGGGCCGGGAUCUCCCGAACCAAGUCCGGCAGGGAGGCCAAAGAGGGUCUGGAGACA
This is a messenger RNA of Canariomyces notabilis, 2887 nucleotides long. RefSeq names its product kinase-like protein. Gene Ontology annotation, biological process: peptidyl-threonine phosphorylation; peptidyl-serine phosphorylation. The coding region runs from base 93 to 2444 and encodes 783 amino acids. NCBI's taxonomy places the organism in Eukaryota, Fungi, Ascomycota, Sordariomycetes, Sordariales, Chaetomiaceae. Gene Ontology annotation, molecular function: protein serine/threonine kinase activity; ATP binding. The transcript is spliced from 5 exons. The record is from RefSeq and is a predicted model, not a curated record.